This is a messenger RNA of Zootoca vivipara (common lizard), 3717 nucleotides long. RefSeq names its product syntaxin 10 (gene STX10). Lineage: Eukaryota; Metazoa; Chordata; Lepidosauria; Squamata; Lacertidae. Gene Ontology annotation, biological process: Golgi vesicle transport. Gene Ontology annotation, cellular component: membrane. The record is from RefSeq and is a predicted model, not a curated record.
UUUGAACCCACGCCCAGGGAGUGGAGCCCAAGAACUCAAACGCUCAGUUUGCAGGCGGAAAAUGAAUGAAUCAGGAAGCCGGGCGGGGUGCAGCCUGAGCUAUUUUAGGGCCGCGUUUCUUAGUACUGUAAGAGUGACGCACUUUCCAUCUCCAGGAAGCUGAGGCGGAGGAGGGUGGAGGAAAAGAAAGAAAGGAGGCCAAGAAUGAAACGCGAGGCUGCUAGAAGCUCCAGGGGAGAGUCCUGAUUGCUCUUGCCAAUCGCUCUCCUCCGUUUCCCCGGCUCCUCCCUAGGAAAGUCCGGCUCCACUUUCGCAGGGGAAGGGGUGAGGGAGGGAGCGCCGGGUUGGGCUGAGUCGAGAGAGGGCGGCCUGCUAUUAGGAAAGAGGCGCCCGUAGUAAACGUGGCUGCUAAGUGGCUUCAGCUCAGGAAAGGAGGGAGGGAGGGACAAGCUGGGACGCUUCGCUCAUAGACUUAUAUGGUUUGGCCCCCAUACGCUGUUCUCCGGCCGGCUGGGCUCUUCCUGAAGGCAUCUCGACCGGUCAGCAAUGUCUCUGGAGGACCCGUUCUUCGUGGUGAAAGGGGAAGUUCAGAAAGCCGUAAAUGCAGCACGUGGGCUCUAUCAGCGCUGGUGUCAGCUGCUGCAGGAGACGCAGGUCGUCAGCAAAGAGGAAUUUGACUGGACUACUAAUGAAUUACGCAACAGCUUGCGCAGCAUCGACUGGGACCUGGAGGACCUGGAGGAAACCAUAUGCAUUGUGGUGUCAAACCCGCGCAAGUUCAAAAUUGAGCCCUCCCAGGUUGCCACCCGGCGCACUUUUGUCACGGAGAUGCGAGAAUCAGUCAGGGAAAUGAGGGAUCACAUAUCCAGUCCAGCAGCACAGGCCUUUGCGGAGAGGAAAAACAGAGAGAUGCUGUUGGGGAGCAGGGAACACUAUGGGAUGCUGGAUGCAGAGGAACUGUCAACAGCUAAUUCACAUACUUUGGAAGAGCAGCAGUUGCAUCAGAAGCUGAUCAUUGAGGAGCAGGAUGAGGAGCUGGAGCUCGUCUCUGGCAGCAUCCGAGUGUUGAAGCACAUGUCGAGUCGGGUCGGAGAAGAGCUGGAUGAGCAAACUGUGAUGCUGGAAGACUUUGCCCAUGAGAUGGACAGCACUCACAACCGCAUGGAUGGCGUGCUCAGAAAAAUGGCCAGUGUCACCCAUAUGGCAAGUGAACGGCGCCAGUGGUGCAUCAUCGGCCUGUUGCUCAUUGUCGUGGUGGUGGUGCUGGUUCUUAUCCUUGCUCUGUGAUCAAACGGCAGAACGGACAUGGGGGAAGGGUGGCAGGUACCAAUCCCAUCCCUGCCGAGUGGAACACUUGUAUCCUGUGUGGGAUCGUGGCGAAGCUUCCUCCAAAGGUGAAAAGGAAGCAUGUCCGUUUAAUCAGGUGGAAUGAUGGGUUUCCAAAUGGGCUACUCUCCCUUGCAGUCAGGCUUUGCUCCUAAUUGUUUAAGGCUGCAGAUUUGUGAAAAAGGAGGACUGGGUUCUGGAGGUUAGGAAAUUUGUGCCAUCUCCCCCCUUUUGUGUGUGCCAGGGUGAAAUUAUAGACAGAUGUGCCUGUUAAAUGUGGAAGCCAUAUUGCAUAUGCAGUUUGUUACCCAUUUUGCAAGUAGGUGCAGCAGCGUCAGUUUCCUUUCCCCCACUGAGUAGCCUUUUCCUCUCAUCUCCAGCAGCCAAAGAGGAAGAACACGGUCCCAGCUGACUACUCUUGCUGCCAUUAUAGGUUCUUAUUCUUCAUGCCACCUCUCUGAACGGGCGCAAGAUUGCUGCACAUUUAAUGUGUCUUGUUGAAGAAGCACAAUUGACUAAGCCAUUGGUUGUGUUUCACCUCAGCCAGUAGCACAUGGACACUGUGAAUAGACGGGAUAGGACAAAGGCUUUGCUUCCUUUUUAAAGGACAAAAUUGCUCAGAGUUGAGAACAGGCCAAAGCCAUCUCACUGCCUAAGUGCCAAGAAAGGGAUUUUGCUUAGUGGAACUGGCAACAUCACACCCCCCCCCCAAUGCUCCUUCUCUUACUGUGAGGCCAGCCGUCCAACAGAAACAGGGAGCAAAAUGUCAGAAUCUCAUCACCCAAAUCCCUCAGGCCUCAGUGCUGUGCUUCAGGUUGCAAGUGGUGCCAAUACUUUUGGGGUGCUGCCAAGCACUUCAAGAAAACUGGUUUCUAGACACCCAGUCAGCUCAAUCCCUUUCAGUUAUAUGGUAAACAAACCUUCUCCCCUUAGGUCUAAAUCCCUGCCAAGGACACACUGUCUAUGCUGAUAUAGACAGCUACUUUCAGCCAAGCCCAAGUGGAGGAUAACAGCCCUUUCUAUGAGGCAGCUCUGCUGUCACAUGCACUCAGAAGCCAUUCUGUUUCUAUUGUGAAGUAUUAUUUUUUUAAAAAGGUACCAAAACAAGCUUUUUAGAUCUUCCAAGAAAAAUAAAAGUUUUUAUACUUCUAUUUAAUACAGAUUUUGGUUCUGGAAUGUUGUUGGGAGGGAGUGGUGAUAUUUACAUACCCCAAAAUAUGAAAUCAAGAGCAGCAAUGGCCAUCCAGAUGAUGUCCGAUUGUCACUGUCAUCCCUGGCUGCUGGAAGCUGAAGACCAAGAAAAUAUGGAGCGACAGAAAUUCCCCACCUCUGAACUAGAAGAGAACCCUACUUUGAUCUAACUAGACUAGCAUUCUGUCUUCAACUAUGGCCUGCCAGCCACAUAUGUUAUUUGAAGCUAGGGAUCUAAUGCACUUUGAACUCACUCUCAGUCAUUCUUAUUGAAUUGUGUGGGCAUUGUUUAAGAUGAUUCUUAACUGAUUGCCUAAAGCUCAAAUCUGUGAUCACAUUGUAUUCUGAGCAACCGAGUAAUUGCUCUCUCAUCUCUACCGUUUGCAGCAGUACCAACCUCCUAUCAUGUCCUCCCUCCCCAAAUCACCAAAACAGAGUCUUGCUGUGUAGUUUGCAGCCUAAUCUGAUGUAGUUCAAUUGUGUUCAGUGGGGCUUAGUCCCAGGGAAGUGUGCACAGCAAUCUAAUCAGAGCCACCCUUUUCAGUAGAGAAAUAGAAAUUCAACAUGUUCUGCUGAACUCAAGAAAAGGUAAAUAUGCUAAUCAAAUGGUGCUCGAUUUUUCAAACAUUUAUGCUGUAGUUUAAGGAAUCCUUUGUAUAGUCCAGGGGUGGGGAACCUGUGGCCCCCCCAAUGUUGCUGGAGUACAACUCUCACCAGCUUUCACCAUUGGCCAUGCUGAUAAGGGCUGGCAGGAGUUGAACGAACAACAUAUGGAGGGCAACCAGUUGCCCAUCUGUACUCUAGUCUAGGGGAGUUGAAGAGCAAGAUAUGAAAUUUAAUGAAACACACAAACAUGACUCUCAGUCAUAUUUGUUUUGUACCACGGGGUUGAUUAAUUUGGAAAUAGAAUUUACUUAGCCUGAUGCAUCCAUAGAAAUGCUCCAAAGUUUAGAUACCUACCUUAAGCAAAUCCGGUCUGUUUUUAAUUUCGGCAAGGCUGCUCCAGGAUAACUCCCCAGGGAAUAAUCAAUCUUACAAAUGAAAUGGUCAGGCACGCAAUUGUUACAAACUUUUUUUUAUUUAUUAACAUUUCUGAAUUCCUUUUUUAUUUUUAAUCUUUACAGUAGUUAAUGUGCAAUUUCUUGAUACUCUCAGGUCACAGGGAUGAGGGAGUCACAAAAUUUUUCUUGGCACUUAUAA